This is a messenger RNA of Aegilops tauschii subsp. strangulata, 2987 nucleotides long. RefSeq lists its product as uncharacterized. NCBI's taxonomy places the organism in Eukaryota, Viridiplantae, Streptophyta, Magnoliopsida, Poales, Poaceae. Gene Ontology annotation, molecular function: protein binding. The record is from RefSeq and is a predicted model, not a curated record.
AAUGCUUGAAGGGAAUGGCUGAAUUAUCUCAUGCACUCAAAUAUUUUAUGGUAGGUAUUGCAUUUUUUUAUAGCUGAUGUAGUAGUAGAAGCCAAGAUUGUCCACAUAAACAGAUAUGUACAAAGAUGGGGCAUCAACGCUGCUGAUUUGAGAGAGACUUGAGGUGUUCACUACAAAAGUUUGGUUUUAUAUCUACUCUUAAGUGGGGGGUUUCUGUAAAAUGUACACUUCAGGGGCGUGGGAUCCCUCACCAGAAUCUGUGCCUUCCAUCUCCAAUCCAUAGGUCCAUAACUGUUUUUCUAUUUUUGCAUCACAAGCUCAGCUUCUAUUGUAGUUGCUCCCCGUCCUCUCGUCUAGCAAGAGCAGCAAACUCGUGAGCCAGAUGUCUCAUUGAUCAUUGCGGAUGUGCCCGUGACGCUCCGCGGCAUGAUGCUAUUUGAAUGUACCACCUAAUAUUAUGGUUGUAUUUAGGUAGCCAUCCUGAAAAAAGAUAUGGUGUGCGUCCAUGCGUUUGUGUAUGUGUUUUUUGAAAAUAAAAGAACUUUGGGAUAUGUUUGUGAUGUAUUGUCAAGCAUUGAUGGCUGGUCCCGACUCUUACAAUGAGGGGUUUUUGUUUAAAGCACUAGGCGCAACACACGCACGUGCGCGAGCACACACGCUGCCACUAGAAGUUCCAUAAAAUGUGGUACUGUAGGUCAUGGUCUUAAGUCAUGUAACGAUGGUAGUGCUAUUUCCCAACAUAUUGCAAGGAAGGAAAAUAAUCCUGUCUGAUACUUCAGAAAAUAAAAAUAAAAAAGAUUAACAAAUGCGGCCACACAUCAACCCUCAUGGCGUGAUUUUCUCAUUUGCAAUUAUUACUUUCCCACGAAGCGUUUGGUCGCACAACUAUCCCCAAAGAGUCCUCCUAUACGCACGAUCGAACGCUCAUACGAUUAGAGACAACCCAAGAUAAUUUAGUUUGUGGGCCACACCAUGCAACAAUUUUUACAGUCUGGUCGUACAGGUGUCCGACGAAAAAGUAUCGUAUGCAUAGCAAUUUCGAUCCCCAAAUCUCCUCUUUAUCGGUUCAUCUUCAAACCACCAGUCCGGCAUGGAUCAAGCUCCAGGCCUUCCACCGUCAGCCUCCAUUGCUCCACGCUCUCCUGUUUGCCCUUCGCACCCAUAUCCAUCAGUUCGGCGAGGUCGUACCAAGGCGGUGGCGCGGUUGCGGGACGGGAGAUGCCUCAUACGGCAGUGGACAACUUGAAUUUCGGCAGGCGAGCAGCGGAUACCGGAAGGUCGGACUCCGGAAGGCCGGCGGAGUUCAGUAUUUUGUAUUGCGAUUGCCUGGUAAGCAUCAAUUCCCCAUGAACUCUUACAUGUUUGUGGCAAUCCUGCGUAUCAAUCUGGGUCAGCAUCUAUCGAUCGGGGUCGUGAUCCGGCAAUCGAUCCAGCUCGACCCGCCGUCGUCCCCGACCCUCGAUUGGGGUCAAUCGACCCCGGGACGGGGAUCGCACCAUCGACCCGCGAACCAGGCUACCAUGGGUGGAAACGCUGGCACACGAUUUGCUCCAUCGUGAUCCUGAAGCAUCGGACGGCAAAAGGCCGUCGCCUCGCUUUGGCCGGUUCCGAUUCUAACAUAGUAUCUUGUUCGGUCAUGAGUCCGGGUCCGGCUCUCGUUCGAAGGGGGCAAAGCUCAACCUAUAUAACUGCGUCGACGGCAGUAGCGUGGCUUUCCCCGUGCACCAUACUACGACCCCCUCCAGUCUGCCUCCACCCACUGGAUCAUCGGAAUCCCGUUCGAGAGAAGAUCGGCGACGCCGCGCACCGAGCAUGGCAGCCGACAAGCAGCGCCGCGUGAAGCUGAUGGUUAGCUACGGCGGGAGCAUCGAGCGCGCCGAGGGUCGGCCGCCGAGGUACGUCGGCGGCGAGCACCUGCUCCUCAACGUCCUCUCGUCCGUCUCGACGAAGGGCUUCCGCGACCUGCUGGCGGCGCGCGCGGGCUUCUCCGACUUCUCCGUCAAGUACUGCUACUCCGGCGAGGGGCUGGACUCGCUCUGCGACGUGGACACGGACGAGGACCUGCGGGACAUGCUGGACAUCUUGCUCUACCGGGACCUGCAGGCCCGGCUGUUCAACGACCAGAACAGGCGCCGGUUCCGGGUCUACCUGUUCCGCGACGCCGCCGCCCCGUCGCCGGCCUCCCAUGCCGUCCGAAAACCAGCUCCCAUGCGGCGUAGCGCGACGUCGCCGGCUCUGUUGCCGGCGAAGCCGGCCGACGUCGACGGGCGGCCAUCCCAGGGCCUGGCCGCUCCCGCUCCCUCUCUCGUGCCGCGGAUCACGAUGUCGCCGAAUCCGUUGUGCGAGACCUCGAUGGCUGGCACGAAGCCCUCCAAGCCGCCGCUCGCCCCUGCUCUCGCACGGCGGAUAGCGUCGUCGCCUUCGUUGACGGCGGACUCGACAGAUGACACGGCUUCUUUGAUCACCACCACGUCGACAUCAGCAGCCAGAGCUACCCAACAAACACCACCCCAUGCAGUGGCGUUCCGGCCGGUAGAGCAGAGUAAUCCGGUGUACCAUGCGGCUCCAGUAUUUUUGGUGCCAGUAACGCCGCAUGUCAUAAUCCACCGGCCGACGAUCAUCUUCGUACCCGUGUUCAAUUCAAAGGUGGCCAUGGGCUGAGAAUUUGUUGAGUCACAAUCGAAUAUGAAAAUACUUAGUCAAGUGAGAAUUAGCAAAUCCAUAGUUUGUGUAGAUUAGAUGUCUCACAGGUCAAGUAUUGAAGUAAGUAGGUUGUAGAUAUUAGCUGACAAAUCAAAAUUCUAGAUUGAUGACUUGAAUUUUUCUUACAUUGUACUAUAAAUUGUUCAUAUAUUUUAUAAUUAAAGUUUGUUGAUAUAUUUUAUAAUUAAUGAUGUCAAUUCCUCUAUAUUCAGUGUUAAUCACCACACGUGUUCCGUUACAUUUGUGUUCCGUUACAUUUGUAAACUUAUUAUUGCACGCCUGUA